This is a messenger RNA of Trematosphaeria pertusa, 1149 nucleotides long. RefSeq lists its product as uncharacterized. The record is from RefSeq and is a predicted model, not a curated record. The transcript has 5 exons. Lineage: Eukaryota; Fungi; Ascomycota; Dothideomycetes; Pleosporales; Trematosphaeriaceae. Bases 1 to 1149 code for a protein of 382 amino acids.
AUGAAGUAUGCGUCACAGCUAGUGAACGAGGCUGUACUCACAUCCUCUCGCAUUCGGCGAUUAGACUUGUUGAUCGCAGUGUCAUCCACUUUCGCAUUAGCCCUCCUCUCCACACUCGCUCGCAUAGUCCUCAAAGUGCGCCAUGGCUGCCACUUCGGGCUCGACGAUUACUUCAUCUUCUUCAGCGCUAGCUGCCUCACCGCUGGCAUUGGGAUUUUUCUCGCCGCCCUUGAUAGUUUCUACCUCCACUCGGCGCUCUCGGGGGACCCUUCGCUCGCGCAGCACGUCACGCCACAGGAGUUCGAGCAACUCGCACGGGUGGACGCCACGGCGCACACAUAUGCCGCAAAUUCCAUUCUGUGGACGUCCACCUUUUGUGUUAAGCUUUCUUUCUUGGCAUUCUUCAACGGGAUCGUGAGAGCCCUGGGGUCUUCAAGGCAUUUGCGUGUUUAUUAUAUUACGACUCUGGUGGUUACGGUACUUGCGGGUGUUUAUAUGAUUGCGGUGCCGUUUAUUGCUUGUCCGCACUUCGAUAAAGAUGCGUAUAAAUGCUUCAAGCACGACUUCAAUUUGAUCUUCAAGGCACUGUCGCUAUUGGGCACCGCAUUGGACAUCCUGACCGACAUUCUGAUCUCACAUACUCUAGUCAUCUCAAUCCCCGUCCUCGUCCUCCGCCACGUGCACAUCUCCCUUCACCAAAAGCUCGUCAUAGGAACCUUCCUCUGCCUCUCCAUCGGCAUGAUCAUCAUCGCCGCCGUCCGGAGCGUUAAAUUCCCCGGCAAAGUCCCCAUGAUGUAUGAUGCCGUUAUCAUGGGCUCACUUACGGCGUUCCGCACCGUGUUUGGUGCUAAAGUAGGGAGGAGCAAGAGGCAGCAGGUGGCGAGGUGGAGACCCAGCACGUGGGGAUUUGUGGCAAUGCCGCGGCGAGGAGAGUUGAGAGAUGCACGUGAUAAGACGUUGCCUGAGAUUCCGAAGGAGACGGCGACAAGGGUGACGAGUGAAGUCUCUGGAGAAGGAAUCGAGACGGGAUGUGUUGAUUACGGUUCCGAGCAGCAGAAUGGUGUUCGGGAUCGGCCUUCGAGUUCGGAGUUUCCUUGGGUUACGGCACCGGAGUGGGUGGCUUAUGGGCGGUCGAGAGCCACUCAGUAG